Oryza brachyantha (malo sina) is the source of this 1741-nucleotide messenger RNA. Its product is annotated as anthocyanidin 3-O-glucosyltransferase 2-like. The coding region runs from base 33 to 1553 and encodes 506 amino acids. The record is from RefSeq and is a predicted model, not a curated record. The transcript has a single exon. NCBI's taxonomy places the organism in Eukaryota, Viridiplantae, Streptophyta, Magnoliopsida, Poales, Poaceae. Gene Ontology annotation, molecular function: UDP-glycosyltransferase activity.
UCAGUCCCUGCGUGCCCAAACCUCCACCAUUCAUGGCGAAGCCGACCGUGGUGCUGCUGCCCGUGUGGGGUGAUGGCCACUUCAUGCCCAUGAUCGAGUUCGGCAAGCGGCUGGUCCGCGCCAGCGGCGGCGCCAUGUCGGUCACCGUGCUCCUCAUGCCGGCUCCGACGCCGCAGGCGGGGUCCGACAUUGCCGACCACGUGCGCCGGGAGGAGGCCGAGGCCGCCGCCGCCGCCGACGGCGGCGGUGGCAUAAGCUUCAAGCGGCUCCCCGCCGUCGAGAUCCCCACGGACCACACGGGCAUCGACGAGUUCAUCUCCCGCGUGGUGCGGAGCCACGUGCCCCACGUGAAGGCGGCCAUCGAGGGCCUCGCGUGCCCGGCGAAGGCGCUCGUCUUCGACAUCUUCUGCACGCCGGCGCUCGACGCGUCGCGUGACCUCGCCGUGCCAGCGUACGUGUAUUUCGCCAGCGCCGGGGCGACGCUGGCGCUCUUCCUGCGCUCGCCGGCGAUCGAUGAGGAGGUGGCCGGCGAGUUCGAGGAGAUGGACGGCAUGCUGGACGUUCCCGGCCUGCUGCCGUUGCCGGCGACGUCACUUCCGGACACGCUGCUGGACAGGAAAAUGUCAACCUACGAAUGGUUCGUGUACACCGGAAGGCGGUACAUGGAUGCCACGGGCUUCAUCGUCAACACGGCGGCGGACCUCGAGCCGAGCGUUCUUGCCGCCAUCGCCGACGGCCGGUGCACCGGCGGCAUCCCUGCCCCGACGGUCUACCCUAUCGGCCCAGUGCUCGCGCUCCCCUCGCCGCCGGAGCAGCCGCACGAGUGCGUGCGGUGGCUCGACUCACACCCACGGGCCUCGGUGCUGCUCCUCUGCUUCGGGAGCAAAGGGGUCCUGACCCCAACCAUGGUGACCGCGAUCGCCGACGGCCUGGAGCGCAGCGGGCACCGCUUCCUUUGGGUGCUGCGCGGGCCGCCGGUGGACAACCGCGACGGCGCGCGCCACCCCACCGACGCCGCGCUCGACGAGAUGCUCCCCGAAGGGUUCCUGGAGAGGACGAAGGGCAGGGGCCUCGUGUGGCCGACGAGGGCGCCGCAGAAGGAGAUCCUCGCCCACGCCGCCACGGGAGGCUUCGUGACGCACUGCGGCUGGAACUCGAUCCUGGAGAGCCUGUGGUUCGGCGUGCCCAUGCUGCCGUGGCCGCUCGCCGCCGAGCAGCACCUGAACGCGUUCGCGCUGGUCGCCGGCAUGGGCGUCGCCGUGCCGCUGAAGGUGCACAGGAAGCGGGGCAACUUCGUGGAGGCGGCGGACCUGGAGCAGGCGGUGCGGGCGCUGAUGGGCGGCGGCGAGGAGGGGAGGAAGGCGAGGGAGAAGACCCUGGAGCUCAAGGCCGUGUGCCGCAAGGCCGUGGAGGAGGGCGGCUCCUCGCGGUCGGCGUUCCAACGUCUCUACGAGGAGAUCCAUGGCGGUGGCGCAGAGCUCUCGAGCAAGAACGAAUCGGUCAAGGCAGACAAGGCUGAAGGGCAUGUGAAAAGAGCUACGUAUGCUCACUGAACCGGGAGUCCAUCGCUUCUCUGUUCGUAGUUCCAUUUGUUCGAUUUCGUUUCGCGGUAUUCACUCUACUGGAGCACGGUGUGUGGGAAAGUAUUUUCAUGACUCGGUUACCUAUCAAGUUCUUUUUUAUAUGUUAUUUAAAUAAUUGUUAAAGAAUCUUAAAAAAAACAAUUUACAUGUUUAUGCAA